CGUCGACUCUCUUUCUCAGCGUCUCUCCCCUCUUCCCCCCUCCCUCUCAGUGUGCCAUUGUCAAGUACCCGGCCUGGGGUUACAGACUCACAUCCUUCUAAAAUGACCAUCAAUCCUACUUACCUCGCGCAGCGCACGCGCUCCUCUGUCAACUGGACUGACGCCAAAGCCCGUGUCCUCAAGUCCUACAGAGAAUGGCUUAGAGCGUCCCCCGAGAUCCAGACCAUGUACUCCCUGAACAUGCCCGUAUCCGCCAUCCGCACCAAGGUCCGCCAGGAGUUCGAGAAGCACCGUUACGUGAAGCAGCUCGGUGCUGUCGAUGUCCUGCUAUUCCAGAGCCACUCUGAGUACCAGGAAACUCUUAACUACUGGAAGCAGCUUUCUCAUGUGAUGAAGUACUUCCGUCCAGAGGAGGACCCCGGUGCCCGGCUACCCCCUAACUUCAUCUCGGGCUUCUUGGAAGGCCGCAAUUGAAUUGAAUUGUUCUUGAGUAUCUUUGCAUUGAAAUCUUUACCUUGGUUCGGGGAUUGCACCGAUAGAGUGUUAUGUAAAUAUUGUCAGAGUAGCUAACGUCGGAUCUGUAAGUUAGCCGGUCCUUGAUAGGCGUAGUGUAGGUAUAGUAAAGUUACGUGCGAGAUCACCCUCAACCAUUCUUACGAGUUCCAGCAACCUAACAAAUCCGAGAAGAUACAUGCAGAUAGCAUUGGACGCUACCAUCUAAGGCCCACCCCGUUUACCAGUAUCCAGAAUUUGUAUGCACUACGUUGUCCAAAAAGCCCUACUAAGUGUGAACCAUAAGAAUGUCAUCAA
This is a messenger RNA of Aspergillus pseudotamarii, 810 nucleotides long. Its product is annotated as putative NADH-ubiquinone oxidoreductase B14 subunit. Bases 103 to 474 code for a protein of 123 amino acids. The record is from RefSeq and is a predicted model, not a curated record. Lineage: Eukaryota; Fungi; Ascomycota; Eurotiomycetes; Eurotiales; Aspergillaceae. The transcript has 4 exons. Gene Ontology annotation, biological process: response to oxidative stress.